This is a messenger RNA of Colletotrichum godetiae, 597 nucleotides long. RefSeq lists its product as uncharacterized. The record is from RefSeq and is a predicted model, not a curated record. The coding region runs from base 232 to 474 and encodes 80 amino acids. NCBI's taxonomy places the organism in Eukaryota, Fungi, Ascomycota, Sordariomycetes, Glomerellales, Glomerellaceae. The transcript has 3 exons.
GGACAAUAUGGCCAUCGGAGGUAAAUCAAGAACCACCUCACCUGCAAUGGUCUUUUCAAAGAGUACAUAAUCAUACAAAUAUCUCAUAACCCCGUCUUGGUUUCAAGAUGUUCGUUUUGACUAUCAUCACCGCUCUAGGCUCUGAAUCUUCUGGAAGCCUUUCGUAAUCACAUCGAAACCGAACACACAUUUCCCUAUAGCCCAGAACUAUAGAGUAUCUAAACAGCCGUGAUGACUUCAGAUUCGAGCAAGUCCAUUGUCCACGGUGACGUUUCAACCUCGAGCCGCAAAAAAACUGACGCCAGAGAAAUGUUGCUUCUUCAAAGAGAACGACUUCACCUUUUUGCACGAGAUGACGAAUGCCCCACCCCGAUGCUGCCUCAUAUAAUGGGGGCGUCUAAGAGAUCCAUCGAGAAGUACCACGAGAAGAAGAACGAUAAGAUUGAAAACGUCAUGUUGAAGGUCAAAAAAUGAAAUGCGUGAAUUGUCGAAAUUUGGCUUUGUCUGCAAACAUAAGCACUUAUAAAGAUUGAAUAUUUGAAUGUUCGAUUCGCCAUGCUAUCUCAGCCAUCGAACGCUCGGCUAGGCGAUUCAAGC